Gymnogyps californianus (California condor) is the source of this 2281-nucleotide messenger RNA. RefSeq names its product sarcalumenin-like. The record is from RefSeq and is a predicted model, not a curated record. Gene Ontology annotation, molecular function: protein binding; GTP binding. NCBI's taxonomy places the organism in Eukaryota, Metazoa, Chordata, Aves, Accipitriformes, Cathartidae. Bases 1 to 2076 code for a protein of 691 amino acids. The transcript has 12 exons.
AUGAACCGCUUCAAGGCGUCCAAGUUCCGGCACACCGAGGCCCGGCUGCCCCGCAGGGAGGCCUGGAUCGGGGGUAUCCGAGCGGGCUCCGUCACGUCCUGUGGGAACCACGUGAAGGCCAGCUGCCGCUGGAUCGCGUUCAAUGCCGAGGCGGCAGGCGUGCUGGGCAUCGUGCCGCUGGAGUGCGAGGAUGGAGGCAAGAGGACCGUGUCUCAGCUCUGCUGCCACUCAGAUGUGGUGACGGACUUUGACUUCUCGCCUUUCGAUCAGCUCCUGCUGGCUACGGGCUCUGCUGAUGAGACGGUGAAGGUGUGGCGCCUGCCCGAGAGCGGCCAGGACAUGCCCGGCGGCGCAGGGCUGACCCUGGGGCCCGGGGGGGGCCCGGUGGACAUGCUGCAGUUCCACCCCACGGCAGACGGCGUGCUGGCCAGCGGCGCAGGGAAGCGAGUCACCGUCUGGGAUGUGGGGCGGCAGCAGCCGCUGACAGCCCUGGACUCCCACGGGGACCAGCUGCAGAGCCUGACCUGGAAGCGAGAUGGCUGCCUCCUCGGCACCUCCUGCAAGGACAAGAAACUGCGGAUCUUUGACCCCCGAGCCAGCCCGGCCGCCUCCCAGGGCCGGGUUAUUUGGAAAGGUUCCUUCUCCUCUGGGCCAGCGCGGUUACAAAACCGGGUGACGCUGGGGCCGCCGUGCAGUGCCAGCACCUCGCGAGCUCCCGGCUUUGAAGUCACCUGUUUUUUUGCAGCAGUGAGCGAGGGAUUUGCUCCUGAGGGCAGUGGCUGCGUGUGUUCAGGGACCUCCUUGCCCCCGGACCGAUUGUAUGGCACGGGGACAGGUCCUUACGGGCCCAUCACCAGCCUCCUUGAGCCCCUUAGCAAACUGCGGGACUCAAAGAGCGCGGAUGGGGACUGUAAUGGGGAGAUCACUUCCAAGCCGAUGGUGCUAUUCCUGGGACCGUGGAGCGUCGGCAAAUCCUCCAUGAUAAACUACCUCCUCGGGCUGGACGACACUCCCUACCAGCUCUACACAGGGGCAGAACCCACCACCUCCGAAUUCACUGUCAUCAUGCACGGGCCCAAGCUGAAGACCAUCGAGGGCAUCGUGAUGGCUGCUGACAGCGCCCGCUCCUUCUCGCCCCUGGAGAAGUUUGGGCAGAACUUCUUGGAGAAGCUGAUAGGGAUCGAGGUGCCCCACAAACUGCUGGAGCGAGUCACCUUCGUGGACACGCCGGGCAUCAUUGAAAACCGCAAGCAGCAAGAACGAGGUUACCCGUUCAAUGACGUGUGCCAGUGGUUCAUUGACAGAGCUGAUCUCAUCUUCGUUGUCUUUGACCCUACGAAGCUGGACGUGGGCUUGGAGCUGGAGAUGCUGUUUCGCCAGCUGAAGGGCCGCGAGUCUCAGAUCCGAAUCAUCUUGAACAAAGCCGACAGCCUGGCUACCCAGGAGCUCAUGAGAGUCUACGGUGCCUUAUUCUGGAGCCUGGCUCCUCUCAUCAACGUCACGGAGCCACCCAGGGUGUACGUUAGCUCCUUCUGGCCCCAGGAGUACCAUCCGGAUACCCACAAAGACCUGUUCCUCAAAGAAGAGAUAUCGCUCCUGGAAGAUCUCAACCAGGUGAUUGAGAACAGGAUGGAAAAUAAGAUCGCCUUCAUACGCCAGCAUGCCAUCCGGGUGCGCAUCCACGCCCUUUUGGUCGAUCGCUAUCUACAGACCUACAAGGACAAAAUGACCUUCUUUAGCGAUGGAGAACUGGUGUUCAGGGACAUUGUGGAAGAUCCUGACAAGUUCUUUAUCUUUAAGUCCAUUCUGGCAAAGACCAAUGUCAGCAAAUUUGACCUCCCCAACCGCGAGGCUUACAAGGACUUCUUUGGCAUCAACCCCAUCACCAGUUUUAAGCUGCUGUCUCAGCAGUGUUCCUACAUGGGAGGGUGUUUCCUAGAGAAGAUCGAGAAGGCCAUCACUCGGGAGCUUCCCGAUCUCUUGGGAAGCAUCGGCUUGGGGAAGAAGCCCAGCGUUCUUUCCUGCGACAUCACUGGCUGUGGCGAAACCCCAAAGAAUCGCUACAGGAAACCCUAAGGUGUUCUGUAAUAUAACCAUCCACGUGUUCCUACCAGUGAAUGAGCUUAUGUCUUAUCUGUCCAAGAAGCCGUGGUUUGUUAACCCUUUGAGUGCCGCACUGGCAAAGGCGAUGCCUGUACGAUGAGGACUUUGGGUCAUUGACAUCGAUGGCAGGGGAAGAUGGGUGGGCAUAAGAAAGAGAAUAAAAACUGUGAAUUCCUGA